This is a messenger RNA of Engraulis encrasicolus (European anchovy), 2131 nucleotides long. Its product is annotated as copper chaperone for superoxide dismutase-like. The record is from RefSeq and is a predicted model, not a curated record. Gene Ontology annotation, molecular function: superoxide dismutase copper chaperone activity; copper ion binding. Gene Ontology annotation, biological process: superoxide metabolic process. Lineage: Eukaryota; Metazoa; Chordata; Actinopteri; Clupeiformes; Engraulidae. The transcript has 8 exons. Bases 67 to 876 code for a protein of 269 amino acids.
GUCAGACGUACAGAGCGGAAGUAGCAGUGUGUUUUCAAACUGCUUUGACAGCGUGCGGCAAGAAAAAUGGAAACAGACAGAUCUGCAAAGCUGGAAUUUGCCGUUCAGAUGACGUGCGACAGCUGCGUGAACGCUGUCCGCAGCGCCUUGGAACAUCAACCAGGUGUGCAGGCGGUACAGGUUGACCUCCAGACGGAGCAGGUGUUGGUGGAGGCCUCUCUGACGGCUCAGGAGGUGCAGAAGGUGAUCGAGAGCACCGGACGCCGCGCCGUACUCAAGGGCAUCGGCAGCGGACAGCAGGACUUGGGCUGUGCGGUGGCGAUGCUGUCUGGCUGUGGCCUGGUGCAGGGGGUGGUGCGCUUCCUGCAGAUGUCCCCAGAGAGAUGCCUCAUAGACGGCACCAUCGACGGCCUGGCACCAGGAGCCCAUGGCUUACACGUGCACCACCUGGGGGACCUCACACAGGACUGCAUGAGCUGUGGAGACCACUACAACCCCCAUGGCAAACCUCACGGAGCACCACAGGACACAGAAAGGCAUGCGGGGGACCUGGGCAACAUUAUGGCUGGACCUGAUGGAAGAGCCUCCUUUCGCCUGGAGGAUACACAGCUGAAGGUCUGGGACGUGAUUGGUCGAUCGCUGGUGGUGGAUGCAGGAGAGGACGACCUGGGGAAAGGGGGUCACCCUUUAUCUAAGACAACAGGCAACUCCGGAGAGAGGCUAGCUUGUGGCAUCAUUGCGCGCUCGGCCAGCCUGUUCCAGAACACCAAGAAGAUCUGCGCCUGUGACGGCGUCACCAUCUGGGAGGAGCGGGACCGACCCAUCGCCGGGAAGGGGCGCCAGAAGAACCCAGAACAGCCCAGCGCCAACCUGUGACCCAACCGUGUCCCCUGCCCCCUGUACCAUGUUUCCCAACCUGUGACAGCCCUGUCCCCCAUCUCUACCAAACUGUCCCCCAUCUGCCCUGCAAAAGCACAUGUCAUUUCCUCAUUUGCAGUCGAGAUGGUGAACAUGAAGAACAGUCCCCCAAAUAUUGUUGUGGCUAGGCUGACGGCGUGAAAACGUUAUUGUUGUUGAGGCGGGGCAUAAGCAACAUGCAAGGCCACACACACAAGUGGAGGACGGGAGGCCGCAUAUUGGAAUGCACCCCCCCCCCCCCCCCAAUAUUCCUCAGUUCGACCCAUUCCCAGGAUGGUACAGCCAGUAGAAUCAGUGCCACCCUGCCUGUGACCCAGCUGUGGUCCCACAUCUUUCCCGUCCUGCUGUCCCCUCUGUCCCCUCGGUGAUACGUCUACCUAAAAAUCGGCUGGUUUAGCUGGUGCUUCAGAUUGAAGAAGGUUGUCCCAUUUCCGGAAACAAAACCCCUGCACAGCCGAGCAGCAACCAGCCAUGACCCUGUUCCUCAUCUCCACAUGUUCGCUACAUCAGAUAUGCAAAAGUGUCACUCCUGGGCAGUGCUGGACUACAGUCCAGUGCCACAUAUUCCAAAUUGCCUGUUUUUUGCCUGUCUAAUUAGGUAAUUUGGAAUAUGUGGCACUGGAUUGUAAUGUCUUAAUCCCAUCACCCAUCACCGAUCCUGGAUUCAAAGAAUAAAAUCAAACCAUGACCUUAACUUGAUCCAAUGAUGGGACGACAGAGUUUUUUAAUAUGCUGAGCCCUGGAUUGAGCCCCCCCGCCCCACACACACACCACAAUUCCCAGCCUUUGUAAAGUGUCUAUUUCUAAUCAACAAGAUUAUUAAUCAAUCUGAUUACUGAUCAAUCUGAUCCAUCUCUUUACUUGACUUUGAUUGUGUGUGAUAUUAAUUGUGAGAGAGAUGUGGGUGUUUAUAUUGAUUGCGAAGAUGAUUAUGUAAGAGUAGCAAGUUCUGUGUUAUGUGAUGUCAAAACAAAAGAUAAACUAGCAAAAGAUUAUGAAAAGCUAGAUCUUGCACUGUUGUGAUGGAGUGCGUUUGGGAGUCUGCCUGACAUACACCACAGAGUGUCCUGGAGAGUGUAGACUAUGCAGUCAGUCAGUAUGAGAGGUUUGAAGUUUCCCAAAAGUUUCCAUACAGCCUCAAGCUUUGCAUUCUUCCCCGUUUGGAGUUUUAUAUGAGAUCCCCCCCACUACCAACACACACACACACACACAC